Nematolebias whitei (Rio pearlfish) is the source of this 1782-nucleotide messenger RNA. RefSeq names its product frizzled class receptor 9b (gene fzd9b). Gene Ontology annotation, biological process: non-canonical Wnt signaling pathway; canonical Wnt signaling pathway. The record is from RefSeq and is a predicted model, not a curated record. The transcript has a single exon. Gene Ontology annotation, molecular function: Wnt-protein binding; Wnt receptor activity. Gene Ontology annotation, cellular component: plasma membrane. Bases 34 to 1782 code for a protein of 582 amino acids. Lineage: Eukaryota; Metazoa; Chordata; Actinopteri; Cyprinodontiformes; Rivulidae.
CAGCCUUGUUUUGGAGGCGCAACAGUAACGAGGAUGGACGGGUUCCCGCUGCGCGUGCUGGUGUUCGUGGGGUGUUUCCUGCUCACUCCUGGCUCCAGCUUCGAGAUCGGCUCCUAUCUGGACCGAGGCAGGCCGGCCAAGUGUGAGCCCAUCACCAUCCCCAUGUGCCAGGGCAUCGGCUACAACCUCACCCGCAUGCCCAACUUCAUGGACCACGACGACCAGCAGGAGGCCACCAUCAAGCUGCAGGAGUUUGCUCCACUCGUGUCCUAUGGCUGCGACGUGCACCUCCGCUUCUUCCUCUGCUCCCUCUACGCCCCCAUGUGCACAGACAAAGUGUCCACCUCCAUCCCGGCCUGCAGACCCAUGUGCGAGCAGGCCAGGGAGAGGUGUGCCCCCAUCAUGGAGUCCUUCGGCUACACCUGGCCCGACUCGCUGAACUGCUCCAAGCUGCCCACCAGGAACGACCCCAACGCCCUCUGCAUGGAGGCGCCCGAGAACGAAACCAGGCCGGAGGGGAAGAAGGGUGAAGGCAUGCUUCCGGUGCCCCCGAGGCCCCGGCAGCCGGGCGCCACCGACGGCCGCUCGCCGGGCACCCGGGGCUCCUGUGAGAACCCAGAUAAGUUCCAGUAUGUGGAGAAGAGCCAGUCCUGCGCCCCACGCUGCUCCCCUGCCGUGGACGUGUACUGGUCCAGGCAGGACAAGGACUUCGCCUUCAUCUGGGUGACUGUGUGGUCCAUCCUGUGCUUCGUGUCCACGGCGUUCACCGUCCUGACCUUCGUCCUGGAGCCUCACCGCUUCCAGUACCCGGAGCGCCCCAUCAUCUUCCUCUCCAUGUGCUACAACGUCUACUCCGUGGCCUUCAUCAUCCGCUCGGUGGCCGGGCCGGAGAACAUCGCCUGCGACCGCGAGCACGGCGAGCUGUACAUCAUCCAGGAGGGGCUGGAGUCCACUGGGUGCACCAUAGUCUUCCUCAUCCUCUACUACUUUGGCAUGGCCUCCUCGAUCUGGUGGGUCAUCCUGACCCUCACCUGGUUCCUAGCCGCGGGGAAGAAGUGGGGUCACGAGGCGAUUGAAGCCCACAGCAACUACUUCCACAUGGCUGCGUGGGGCAUCCCCGCCCUGAAGACUAUCAUCAUCCUCACGAUGAGGAAGGUGGCAGGAGAUGAGCUGACGGGGCUGUGUUAUGUGGGCAGCAUGGACUCGGGCGCUCUGACCGGCUUCCUCCUCAUCCCCUUGUCCUGCUACCUGAUCGUGGGCACGUCCUUCAUCCUCACGGGCUUCGUGGCCCUCUUCCACAUCCGCAAAGUGAUGAAGACCGAAGGCACCAACACGGAGAAGCUGGAGAAGCUCAUGGUGAAGAUCGGCAUCUACUCCAUCCUGUACACGGUGCCGGCCACCUGCGUCAUCGUCUGCUACUUCUACGAGCGGCUCAACAUGGACUACUGGAGGCUGAGGGGGCUGCAGUUGAAGUGCGGCUCGUUCGGCGGCCCCGCCGGCGACUGCUCGCUGCAGACGUCCGUGCCCACGGUGGCCGUGUUCAUGCUGAAGAUCUUCAUGUCGCUGGUGGUGGGCAUCACCAGUGGGGUGUGGGUGUGGAGCUCCAAAACGCUGCAGACCUGGCAGGGCCUGUGCAGCAGGAAGCUGGUGGACAGGACUAGUGGGAGGAAGCCGUGCAGCGGCGUGAGCUGCAGCAGUACGCACUGCCACUACAAACCUCCUGCCGUGGUCCUGCACAUGGCCAAGACGGACCUGCACGCAGACAGCCCCGCGCAUGUGUGA